This is a messenger RNA of Helicoverpa zea (corn earworm), 1651 nucleotides long. Its product is annotated as alpha-tocopherol transfer protein-like. The record is from RefSeq and is a predicted model, not a curated record. The transcript has 7 exons. Gene Ontology annotation, molecular function: phosphatidylinositol bisphosphate binding. Gene Ontology annotation, cellular component: membrane. NCBI's taxonomy places the organism in Eukaryota, Metazoa, Arthropoda, Insecta, Lepidoptera, Noctuidae. Bases 682 to 1635 code for a protein of 317 amino acids.
AAAUCUAUAUCUCAUGUGCCUAGCCUUUUCCGAACACUAUUUGCCACGACCUCUUCAUGAAACUAUGGACGACAUUAAAAUUAAGAAUUGUACAGAAAAUUAUUUUUACGAUGAAUCGCAUUUUACGCAAUAGAUCUCCAUUUUUAACGUUAUUUGUAAGCUCAUUCUAUUACUUUACAGAAUUAGUAAUGUCGUGUAAGGCUAAUAUUAUUUCCGGGCUGCAGGAUUUUCCGAAAGAUUUACAGACCCUGGUAUUUAAAGGGCUUAAGAAGGAACAUGAUGAGUUUUAGUUAGUAAGAGUCUGACGCUAUCUCACGCUGCACCCACCUCGGAAUUUGACACCAAAAAAAUUGGCCUGUAUUAUUUUUGAGUUUGUGAAAUUGCUUCCUCAAAAUAAAAUUACAAAUUAUAUUUAAGUUUACAAUAAACGACUGACUGUCGUAAUUUAACAUUUGCUACUUAAGACGACAAAAAGUUGCGUCAAGUCAGUUUCAAAAUCUCUUAGUUUGUAGCAAACCUUAUUUUACCUUAUAAUCGUUGUGGUACAUGGUUAAACGUUGUAUAAUGUAGUCAGUCUCAAAUGAACCGAUCAUAAGACAGAACGUUGGUUAAGAGCCAGUACCUCAAAAAACUGAAGACCAAAUUAAGAAGCUUACCACCAAUACCACCAUUUCUUCAAACAUGGAUGAUAUAAUAGAACCAGAAAGCCAACUAGUCAGAUACGGACCACAAGUAGUAGCAGAUAUAAGAAAGGAAAAUAAUCUAGAUAAUAAACAAAAUAGAGAGCAAGCUAUCGCUAUUAUAGAUAAAUGGUUGCAGACACAGGAACAUUUAAUUAAGAAAGAUUAUAAUAAAGCCUACAUAGAAAGGUGUAUAGUAACGAGCAAAGGUUCCCUAGAACGGGCGAAGACACAAAUAGACAAAAUGUGCACCUUUAGAACAUUGAUGCCGAAGUAUUUUGAUACCACCAACCUCAUGGAGAGCGAGAUAGCUAGAAUGUUGGAUAGAGGUUACUUUGCUCUCGUGCCGACUCUAACAGAAGAAUACCACAGGGUAGUCAUCGUGAAAGUGAGAGCGGACUCUGACAUUAGCCAAACUGACUACAAUUUGCUAUUCAAAUUCUUUGUCAUUACAGCAGAAUACCUGAAGUCAAAUGACUACUGCAGAGGAUUUACCUUAAUUGGAGAUAUUUUCGAUACCAGUGCAGCCGAUGUUCUGUCGAAACUCAAUUUGGUUGAUUUGCAGCAGUUCAUACCAAUCAUAACGGAAGGCUAUGGCACAAAAAUAAAAGGCAUAAUAUUCCUAACCGGGUCCAAGUUUAUUGAUGGCUUCGUGAAGAUCGUGAAGCCGUUCUUCUCAGAGAAGAUAGCAAGCAGGAUCCAUGUGGCUUCUACCGUAGAAGGAUUGAAAGAGUUCCUGCCAGUGGAUAUUCUGCCUGAAGAGUAUGGAGGGAAAGAACAGUCGAUCAAGAUUUUGCAUGCAAAUCUAGUCAAGUGCCUAUCAUCAGAAGCUCACCAGGAACUCCUAAAGGAGAUGCAUAAAGCCCGCACAGACGAGUCGAAGAGACAGCGUGACAAAUUCAACGACCAAUACAUGGGGAUGCCGGGGACCUUUAGGACAUUAUCUUUAGAUUAAAUUUAUUUUUAAAAUA